CGAUAUCGACGAUGCGGAUGGUUGCAGUAUUGCUGAUGUCUAUUUUAUUCAACUGUAUAUCGGGGGAGACUAUGAAACCCAAGGAGUAUUUCCUGGAUGGCAAUGAAAGACUCUCUCCUCGAUAUGGUCGCCUGAAAAAACCUAGAGACCCCUUUCGAAGACGAGGUUUCUACGAUGCCGCAGACGAUUACGACGAAUUAGAUAACAUACGGAUGGCACUAAACCCAAGGCCAGGAAAUAAGGGAAACGUUGCUGAUAAUCGCAAGGCGUCUCAAAGAACGCUUGAAGAUGAUAAAAUCCCGAAAGCUACUUGGAAAACUUUGACAUGAAUUACUGAAAUCCAUGGUUUUACCAA
Molecule: messenger RNA, 355 nt
Organism: Cylicocyclus nassatus
Lineage: Eukaryota; Metazoa; Nematoda; Chromadorea; Rhabditida; Strongylidae
Source: the annotation of a GenBank genome assembly